GCUCCUCGUGUCUUCCUCCUCCUUCCCUUAUUUCACCUUCAUAGAAAAUGGCGACAGCUGGCCCUACCGGACUCGGCCUAGAGAUUGUCUCUAUCAUCAACAAGCUGCAGGAUGUCUUCAGCGCAGUCGGCUCGUCAGCAUCCCAGAUAGACCUUCCUCAGAUAUGCGUACUCGGAAGUCAGAGUAGCGGCAAGAGUAGUGUCCUCGAGAAUAUCGUUGGCCGAGAUUUUCUGCCUCGUGGAACGGGUAUUGUGACGCGGCGACCGCUAGUCCUACAACUUAUUCAUAGAGCUGCUGGAUCUGAACCGAAUGGAACUCCCAAAGUCAAUGGCACCGACAAGCACGUCAACGCCGACGAAUGGGGCGAAUUUCUGCAUCUACCCGGCGAAAAGUUCUUUGACUUUCACAAGAUUCGUGACGAGAUUGUGCGGGAUACAGAAGCCAAAACCGGACGCAAUGCAGGCAUAUCCCCUCUUCCUAUCAACCUCCGUAUAUUCUCUCCUAAUGUCUUGACUCUCACUCUGGUCGACUUGCCCGGUAUAACCAAAGUCCCAGUUGGCGACCAACCCAAAGAUAUCGAGAGGCAGAUAAGGGAUAUGUUGAUGAAGUACAUCUCAAAGCCCGCCUGUAUCAUUUUGGCUGUGUCUCCCGCCAACGUAGAUUUGGCUAACUCAGAGGGCCUAAAAAUGGCGAGGGAGGUAGACCCAGAGGGUACUAGGACGAUUGGUGUUCUGACCAAAGUUGAUUUGAUGGAUAAGGGUACCGAUGUCGUGGACAUUCUUGCAGGCCGCAUAAUUCCAUUACGAUUGGGAUACGUGCCUGUAGUGAACCGAGGCCAGCGAGACAUUGACGCGUCGAAAACCAUUCAAUCGGCUCUCGAUGCCGAGCGCGAGUUCUUCGAGCUACAUCCCUCAUACAAGGGAAAGGCGCAGUAUUGUGGUACCCCUUUCCUGGCCAGAAAGCUUAACAUGAUUCUCAUGCACCACAUUCGUGCCACCCUGCCCGACAUCAAAGCCCGGAUUGCCCAACAACAACAGAAGUAUAAUGCGGAGUUACAGUCACUUGGUGGAACAGAAGCCGAAGCCAGCUCAGGUAAUGUCGUCUUGUCCGUUAUCACUGAGUUUACCUCGGAGUUCCGGACGGUUAUUGAUGGUGGCGGCAAUGAUUUGUCGUUGAAUGAGCUAUCCGGAGGUGCUCGUAUCAGCUUCGUAUUCCAUGAGCUGUUCAACAAUGGAAUCAAGAGCAUCGAUCCCUUUGACCAAGUCAAAGAUGGAGACAUUCGGACAAUUUUGUACAAUUCUUCGGGUUCAACGCCGGCGUUGUUCGUGGGUACUGCUGCAUUUGAGGUUAUCGUUAAGCAGCAGAUCAAACGGUUGGAGGAGCCCAGUCUGAAGUGUUGUACACUUGUGUACGACGAACUCAUCCGUAUUCUUGGCCAGUUGCUUGGUAGAAUCCAAGUUUUCAGACGGUAUCCAGCACUCCGAGAACGCUUUAAUUCGGUGGUUGUGAACUUUUUCAAGUCUUCAAUGAACCCGACCUCGAAACUCGUGUCUGACCUCGUUGCUAUGCAAGCUUGCUACGUCAACACGACACAUCCCGACUUCAUCAACGGACACAAAGCGAUGUCAAUCGUCAAUGACCGUCUCAAUGCCAACAAACCCCCUCCACAACAAACCGAUCCAAAGACUGGCAAACUUGCUACCGGUGUCAUCAACAACAACCGCGAUUUGGAUGUGGACCCCAAACGGGAAGAACCCAGUUUCUUUGGCUCCUUCUUCGCCGCUCGAACUGGCUCAACGAAAAAGAAAGGCACAUCUACUCCUGUUAUGGAGGCCCCCCCAGCGGUUAUCAAGCCUCAGGCGGCCCUAAAUGAGCGUGAGACAAUGGAGACAGAGGUUAUCAAACUUUUGAUUAACUCCUAUUUCAACAUUGUCAAGCGGGAGAUGAUAGACAUGGUGCCAAAGGCUAUUACCCUGACGCUAGUCAACCAUUCGAAAGAGAACUUGCAGAAGGAACUGCUCCAGGAGCUGUACAAGCCUGAAGUACUCGACGAUCUCCUAAAGGAGAGUGAAUACGUUGUUAACAGGAGGAGGGAGGUUAUCGGUAUGGUACAGGCCUUGAACAAGGCGGAGGAAAUUGUCGCCGGAGUUUGAUAGAACUAGUGUUCACGUCGGCUUUGAUUAAGGCUACACUCCUUAAUGAUUUUUUUUAGUUUUUAGUUUCGAACGGUUUGAGUAUUUCAGUAUAAUACCCUCUAUACAUGCAUGUUAUUGGAUGGAGUUGCUCCCUGCUGCCUUUGGCAUCCUAGCUGCAGAGGUUGUAUUAGGGUUGAGGGUUAAGUGACCGCAAGACUUGGCGGUUAGGCGUCUCUUUCAACUUCGGGGCGUU
This is a messenger RNA of Desarmillaria tabescens, 2388 nucleotides long. RefSeq names its product Dynamin central region-domain-containing protein. NCBI's taxonomy places the organism in Eukaryota, Fungi, Basidiomycota, Agaricomycetes, Agaricales, Physalacriaceae. Gene Ontology annotation, molecular function: GTPase activity; microtubule binding; GTP binding. The record is from RefSeq and is a predicted model, not a curated record. Gene Ontology annotation, cellular component: microtubule; cytoplasm; membrane. Bases 48 to 2153 code for a protein of 701 amino acids. The transcript has 10 exons.